This is a messenger RNA of Gongylonema pulchrum, 252 nucleotides long. Lineage: Eukaryota; Metazoa; Nematoda; Chromadorea; Rhabditida; Gongylonematidae. The record is from the annotation of a GenBank genome assembly.
AUGCCGUGGGACAACGAGAAUUUGUACAAAAUGAAAAGCACUGAACAUCUUCGGGCAGCACUGUCUGACUGGAUGGCGUGGCUGACGGGGUUUUCAGUUCUUCCGUCUUUCUGGAUGGCGGGGUUUUCCGCCGAUGCCUCUGGUGUUGUUGCGGACGGUGUUCUUCCUGUUGUCGCUUUCGCCUUUUACUCCGAUAAUGAUGCUGCUUCUUGCAUUCGUAAAAGCAACACAAUGAAACGACGAGCAAUGUGA